AUGUCUGUUGAAGAUAACACCGCACCUGAUUACGGCGACUUUGUGGACUCUGACGACGAGUGUGAGGUCGAGGACUUGCCGAACCUCGAGAACGGUAUUUUGAGGGCUUGUACUACCCCGUAUGUAUCGGAGACGUCCUCGAUCAGAGAUAUCAUAAAGAGCAUAAACUCGCCUAUGGUGGCUACUCUACAGUCUGGAUGGCAUACGACAUUCAAACGAAGAGCAAUGUGGCCCUCAAGAUUCAUGUUCCUGGAAUCUAUAGACUUCAAUAAUCGGACCGUUAUGUGGGGUAUCUGCUCUUUCGAUAAUUACAACACAGAUACAAAAUACGAGUAUCUUGGCCGGCCACAAAAGAUAAAGUUGUGCCUACCUUCCCGGUCACAGGCCGAGAUCGUUAAGCCAAUCGUGGUCUCCAAGAAUCUGCUCCGAGAGACCGUCUGCCUCGGCGACUUCGAGCAUGCGAUUAAAGCCGGCACUUCUGUAACCCCCAAGUUUCAUUCGCCUGUUGGCUAUUGUGCCCCGGAACUUUUCCAUAAUAGAGAACCAAGUUUUGCUAGCGAUAUAUGGAGCUAUAUGUGCCUUUUCUUGGGGCUCUUUCUCGGCUUCCGCCUUUUUUGGAGUACCGGGAGUCCUGCAAUUGUGUCCGAAAUAGUUGACGUCCUAGGUCCGCUGCCUGCCCACUGGAAGGGCGGUUAUAAAGGUGUUGGCACAGGCGACGAUUCGUGGUAUGAUCAGAGCAGAAAGCCUUCCGAUUCCCUCGAAGCUAUGAUCAUACAUGCAAGACCAGAGAUUAGUGACACUGAGAGGAGUCAUGUGCUAUCCAUUAUGUCUAAAGGAUUUUGCUAUUUGCCCGAAUCUUGUAUAUCGGCAGAGCAGCCUCAACAAGACGCUUCGUUCAAAGCCAUCAUGGAAAUAUAUGAGCGUUAA
Molecule: messenger RNA, 927 nt
Organism: Venustampulla echinocandica
Lineage: Eukaryota; Fungi; Ascomycota; Leotiomycetes; Helotiales; Pleuroascaceae
Exons: 2
Coding region: 1-927 (308 amino acids)
Source: RefSeq, a predicted model, not a curated record